Cheilinus undulatus (humphead wrasse) is the source of this 9298-nucleotide messenger RNA. RefSeq names its product stress-associated endoplasmic reticulum protein family member 2 (gene serp2). Gene Ontology annotation, biological process: endoplasmic reticulum unfolded protein response. Gene Ontology annotation, cellular component: endoplasmic reticulum. The coding region runs from base 502 to 5343 and encodes 1613 amino acids. Gene Ontology annotation, molecular function: guanyl-nucleotide exchange factor activity. NCBI's taxonomy places the organism in Eukaryota, Metazoa, Chordata, Actinopteri, Labriformes, Labridae. The transcript is spliced from 39 exons. The record is from RefSeq and is a predicted model, not a curated record.
AUAACACUGUCAGAGAGAACUUCUGCAUUUACUGCGCGACACUGAUUGAGCUGUCAGAUACAUGCCAUAGCUCUGGCUUUUCCGUGUCUGUCAGACACAGUUGUCGGAGCACAUUCAGAGUUUCUGCAUUGUCAAUAUUAGCUACGUUCUACCGAGUUAACGUAGCAGUCGGUAAGUUUAGUUAGCUUCUUUAGCCGUUUUAGCUUUGAGCUAACAACAGCAGUUUAUAACGUCUGUAGCAGUUUUAGCUUUUAGCUAACAACAUCACGCCCGUCCUAACCGUACAGACAAUGUUAGUACUCGGUAUUCAGGUGUCAUAUAUCAGUGUUGUUUUACAGUAAGGAGGCACCUGCAGCCAGAUGGACCAAAGAUGUCAUAAUGGGGCAUAGAACCGUGUUUUUGUGAGCACCCUAAUAGUUGGGAUUGGCCAGAACAACAGAUAUUUUGAAAUAUGUUGCUAAAGAUGUCUUUAAUACCCCGUGAGAUGGAGAGACUGAAGUGAUGGAGACCAGGGAGGAGAGCCCUGUGGGAGAGCAGGCCCAAACAUCUCCAGAGCGAGGACUGCUCCACUUCUGGCAGUCAGCAGGCUCCAGUCUUCAGGUCUGUCCAGAGAGGGUAUUCCUUUCCAGGCCUGUCCUGCAGGCUUCUCUUGGAGAAUAUCAUGGACUCCUACUUACAGAAGGUGGUCAUGUGUAUUCUUUUGGUGAACUGUUGUGGAGGGAUUUACGCGUCCCAGUGUCUUCUCCAGUGCUGGAGGUUUCAUUGCUGGGAAAGGUAAUGGUCCGUGUGGCUGCUGGUGGUUUUCAUUGUGGAGCUUUGAGUGACCAGGGCAACAUCUACAUGUGGGGGGAGAGUACUGCAGGACAGUGUGGGCUGACUGAGAGUGGUGCUGCUUCAAACAUCACAGUUUCAGAGCCUUGCCAUGUCCCUGUGGUGGACACUGAGGUUGUUCCUCCAGCAGUGGUUAGGGUGGUGGAUCUGGCCUUUGGACGGGAGCACAGCCUUGCCCUGUCAGCCCAGAAUGAGCUGUGGGCGUGGGGAAGUGGCUGCCAACUUGGCCUUGUCACUAGUACCUUCCCUGUCUGGAAACCACAGAAGGUGGAGCAUUUGGCAGGCAGACAUGUACUUCAGGUGGCUUGUGGUGCUUAUCACAGCCUGGCCCUGGUUCGUAGUUUACCUCCAAAGAACUACAGUACAUUGAAUCCAGAGAAAGAGGAGCAGGGACAGUUAUCUCAGCCCCUCAUGACAGAGAGGGAUGACUUGUCUGCAGCUGACACCAGUCACUAUUGUCCUCUAGGAGUGGAGCUGACUAAAGGCAUAUCAGAUGAGACCCCUCCAAGAAGAAGAAGCCCCAGACCAAUGCCCCAACAUGGUGGUGUGCCAGCUGGCAGUAGCCCUUACACUAAUCUUGAGACCCAUGAGCCCUCUGACUCUUUCACUCAAGUAGAUGGCAGCAUGUUGUCUCGCUCCCUGCCAGGCUCUGAGGAAAUGGAGCUUCAGAACCUGGUUCAAAAACAUUCAAAUUUCUCAUGGGACAACGUUACAGGACCAGGAGAUAGUGACUCAGUGAGCAGUUUUACUUCAGAUGACAGUUGUGUUUCUUCAACUCCACCUUCUGAUCAUUUGACCUCUAGUUUCAAAGAAGAGGUAAAAAUUAAAAGCCAAACCAACAGUAACAGCGGAGUUCUCAUCCCAUGCUCUUCAUCCGUACGUGUGGAGGAAGUUCAGCUUUGUCUUGCUGAAGAGAAGCAGGCAUUUCAGGGGAGGAAGAGCGCAAGUCUCACAAAUGUAAAUCAGAGGAGGAAGGCUACAAACAGGGGACGCUCCCUGCCUGGAACACCCACCCGGGGGUCUCCAAGACGACAGAGGCCUUGUGCAUGCAAGCCAUCAUGUAUUUGUCGAAACCAGGCUGUAGCUCCGGAGACUGCUGGAGAUGGGCUCCCAACUCUGGAGACCGAAGUGUGGAGCUGGGGUCGAGGGUCUGAGGGGCAACUGGGCCAUGGAGAUCAGCUUGCUAGACUCCAGCCUCUAUGUGUCAAGUCUUUGACAGGUGAAGAGGUGAUCAAAGUUGCUGCUGGUUCACACCAUUCUUUGGCUCUCACUGCUAACUGUCAGGUGUACUCAUGGGGUAGCAACAUGUGUGGACAGCUUGGUCAUAUUAACAGUCCUGUGACUGUUCCUCAGCUCACAAAGCUGUCCGAUGGUCUCCGGGUUUGGGACGUAUCAGCUGGUCAGAGUCACUCCCUCCUCUUGGCUGAUGGAGACUGUGUCCAGCCAGUUCUGUUGUACUGCGGUCAGCAGCUUGAGUCCUUGAGGGAAGAGUCACACAAUGAUCAAAGGUCAUACCAGAGGUCACCCAGCAGAGCAGAGAGUUAUACUGUGAGACCCACCCUGCUGCCCUCCUGCAUGGAGAUGGGUUACAUUAGCAGAGUGUGUUGUGGCGGCCCUAGCUGUGCAGUGUUGGCGGAUCAAAACGUGAUGGGUUUUAUCUCAGCUAUCCAUGAGCUGGCCUCCAGAGAGAGACAGUUUUUUUGCUGGUUGAGCAACACUAGGAAGCUCCUCCUCGCACCACUACGCAGCAGAGAGAGUGUCUGUCCAUCGCUAGGCGAGUCAUGCACUCAUCUCUUCUUCUCUCUUUGUGAGAGUUUCACUCGUCUGUGUGUCCUGAUUGGUCGCCAUUCUACAUCACUCAGCUACUUUCUACAUGACGUUCAAGGACAGGAUGUCACUUCUCUUCUGCUGCUGACACACACUGAGCACUUUAUGGACAUUUUUAAAGAGUAUUGUUCGUCAGUAGGUGAUUUCCAUGUGAUGGGUGGAUUCCAGUCACUUCAUAAACUCUCACUUGAGUGUUUAGGCUCUCAGCAGACCAUACUAGCUCAGCUGUGUGAAUCAGACCAGUCCGUCAGCGGGGAUGUUGAUCUGGUUUCACUGUUAUACUGGCCUCUGCAGCAGCUCCACCACUACAGCCGAGUGCUGCUCAAACUGGCAGCAUGUUAUGAUGUGUUAACUACUGAGUAUCAGUCUCUCCAUCAGGGCUGUAGUCAGUAUGAAUCCCUCUCUUUGUCCCUGAUCAGGAGGAAAAAUGAGGCUGAAGCCACCUUCCUCUUCUGGAAGACCCAUCCAGGAAAAAUUACUGAGGUUCUGCGUCUACCUAAACGACGUGUGGUGUGUGAGAGCAGCAACAGAUCCCUGACCCUGCAGAACUCUGGGCGGUUCUCUAACCACUGGUUCAUGCUGUUCAAUGACGCACUGGUGCACACACAGUUCUCCACACAUCAUGUCUAUCCUCUGGCCUGUCUCUGGGUGAAACCAGUCACAGAAGAAAGCAGUGCACACUAUGCCAUCAAAAUUACAUGUCCUGAAGAGAGUUUCACCCUGGUAGCAUCAACACCACAAGAGAAGAACAAGUGGCUUCGUUCUUUGAAUCAGGCUGUGGAUCAGGUGCUGGGAGGUGGAAGUCAAGGUUCAUCGCCUGGUUUGACAGCAAUGUCUCGUACGGCAUUUUAUGUGUUCAGUGGAGAGGGACGGUUUAAAGAUGCUCAGUACACUGGGAGCUGGCUGGCAGGGCGAGUUCAUGGCAGAGGCACGAUGAAGUGGCCAGACGGUCGAGUUUAUCAUGGGAAUUUCAAGAAUGGACAGGAGUGUGGCUUUGGACUUUGUUUUAUACCUAACAAAACACUAAAUAAGCCAGACAUCUACCAAGGAAACUGGAGAGAUGGCAAGAUCCAUGGAUUUGGCAAGUACAAGUAUGCCAGUGGUGAAGUCUACGAGGGCUGUUUCUUCGAAGGGCAACGGCACGGUUACGGCAUGCUGAGCUCUGGCAAACUGGACAAGAAGUCCUCUGGUGUUUUUAUUGGCCACUGGGUCCACGACAAGAAAACAGGAUAUGGAGUCUACGAUGACAUUACAAGAGGUGAGAAGUACAUGGGACUGUGGUUGGAGGAGCAGCGGCAUGGCAAUGCUGUCGUUGUCACGCAGUGUGGUGUUUACUUUGAAGGGAUCUUCAGAGACAACAAGAUGAGUGGUCCAGGUCUGUUGGUGUCAGAUGAUGACACAGCUCUCCAUGGGGAAUUCUCUGAUGACUGGAUUGUCAAUGGGAAGGGUGUUAUGUCUCUUGCUAAUGGUGACAGUCUGGAGGGCAUGUUCAGUGGAGAGUGGACCACAGGUCUGAAGGUGAUGGGAACUUACACCAAAUCAGCCACUGAAGAACCUGAAAACAAAGAGAGAAACGGCCUAGUGUUGGGUCAGCAUGCGGUGCCUGCAGGGCAGCGGUGGGUCUGUGUGUUCGAUGAGUGCUGGGGUCGGCUCAGCUGUGAUGCCCCUGGGAGAGGAGAGAGGGCUACGGCAUGGGAGAACAUCGCUGUGACUAUAGCAACAGCCCGGAGACAGAGCCCAGACCUCAGUAGGCCACAGAGCAAAGUGCUGGAGUCCUUGGAGUUUAUCCCUCAGUAUGGAGAACAAGUCACUACUGCCAACUAUGACAACAUACGAAGAUACCUCCUCAAGGCAUCUGAAACCCCUUACCACCCCCUGGGCUGGCUGGUGGAGACGCUGGUUACUGUUUAUAGGAUGACUUACGUUGGUGUUGGAUCCAACCGCAGGCUGCUCCGACAGGCUGUCCAGGAAGUCCAGGCCUUUCUCACACAUUUCUACAACAUUGUCCGGUUUCUAUUUCCUGGGUUACCUGCAGAUGGCAGUGUCAUUCCAGACUCUCCUGCGUCUCAGUCUGUAAGACGACACAGCACAGCCUUUGCAGAGCAAGGAGGUGUUGUGGUGGUGAGCUGCUCCUCGUUGCUUCUCCCACUGCUGCUCCCCCGCCUCUACCCCCCUCUCUUUACGCUUUACUGCCUCCAGGAGGAGCAGGCAGAGGCCCAGUACUGGGAGCACAUCCUCAGACUCAACAAACAGCCUGACCAGUCCCUGCUCAGCUUCCUGGGAGUGCAAGAGAAGUUCUGGCCUGUCUGGAUGUCAAUCCUGGGAGAGAAAAAGCAGAUUGUGUCCAGCACUAAAGAUGCCUGUUUUGUUUCUGCUGUAGAGACACUCCAACAAAUCAGCACCACCUUCACUCCGUCAGACAAACUGCUUGUCAUUCAGAAGACAUUUGAAGAGUUGACCCAGGAAGUAAAACCUAUGCUCGAAGGAGACUUUCUGUGGUGCAUGGAUGACCUGCUCCCUCUCUUCCUCUAUGUAGUGCUCAGGGCGAGGAUCAGGAACCUGGGAGCUGAGGUCAGUCUGAUAGAGGACUUGAUGGACUCCAAUGUUCAGCACGGUGAGCUGGGACUGAUGUUCACCACACUGAAGGCCUGUUACAUCCAGAUUCGACAAGAGUCGACUACGUGAGAGUGGGCGGAGAGACUCAACACUGUCAACGAAAAACUACAUCAGCGAUUAAAGCACUGCCAGGAACAACAAGGUGCUUCACACGUUCAAGCUGCAGAAAUACAACAUUACUAAGAGCCAGAAUAAGGCCACAUGAGUAGUUUGACAGCUGGUUCACUAUUCAUUAAUUUGGUUUGUUCCAGCAUGCCAAAGUUUUCACAUUUCUGUGAAAUGUGUUAGAACAUGUUAGAAAAUAUUUUCACAAAUGAGUGUGAUAAUAUUUUUUCUGUAGAUUUUCAGUAACUCUCAUAAUAAUAUCAACUCGGUUUUCUAUUGGUUCAGUUAUCAUCAAAGUCUUUUUUUUUAAGUCAGAUAUUGAUGAGUGGGGUUUGCUUUGCAUUACAUUUCCCUAAAGGAUGAUAAAGAGAACAAACAGAGCAUAGUUUUCUGUUGUCACCCUUUUUUGCAGUCUGCAAUUAAUUGAGACUCAGGAAAAUGACUAAAUACUUCCAUAAAAGGAAAAAGCAGUUUUAAAUAGAAAAAAGGGAUGGAGUCUAAAAUAAAAGGGAAAAUAUAAGGAAGUUGUUUUUAAUGGAAGGUAAAAAAGAAAGGCUGUAAAGGGAACCACACUAUGGUUCAAGCUAUGAAAGGGAAUAAUGGUUGAUUAGAAGAAUACUGCUUUAAAUAUUACACAAACAAGUCCGUUGAGACCAAGGUUAUAAUAGUUUUGGAUUUUUUCAUUAGUUUUUUUUUUAUUUAGUUUUUACAUUUUAUUUUGAAAUUCAGUUUAGUUUUAAUUCAUUGUUACUGCUGUUUAGUUUAGUUUUAUUUUACAAAAAUGCUUCGUUUUCAUUAGUUUUUAUUAGUUUUAGUGUUAGUUUUAAUUUUUUUUUUUUGGAAAUGUGGGAUACUUGCCAGGGGCAAGACCCAAAAGUGCUUUUCACUUUUCAUCUUAAUUAUUAAAUUUUAAUGUUUGUAUACAACUCAAGACCUAAAAUUACUGUUGUGUGAAGUUGUCUUCAAUCAAAAAAGGUGAUUUCAUUCUCUUUAGGCUUGGGUGUUCAUCUCAGUAAGUAUGCUAGUGACAAAGAAUAAAAACUAAGGAGUUUUUGUUCAUUUUAGUUCGUUUUUAAAGCGCACAAUACAGUUUUAGUUAGUUUUCAUUUUAUUUGUAAAGCUUAGUUUUUAUUUAGUUUAAUUAAACAAAAAUGAUUUACAUUUCAGUUUUAGUUAAUUAGUUUUAGAUAACCUUGGUUGAGACAGUUUCAGUUAUUUCUCUUCACUGAAUUUUUGAGCUAUUAAAAGCUUGACCUCCUCUCAACAACAAUCACUGGUUGGUUAAAUUCACAAAGAAGCAGUUUAUCUCAGGUCUGAAUAUUUGAUAACCAUAACCAGGACAGCUGCAUGACAAAACAAAGGAGAAUGAUUUAAUAGCUAGUAGGUAGGGAUCCCUUUUACAACAUAUCACUAAAAAGGGAAAUACUAAAACCAUAAAAAAUGAUGUCUUGGAAACCCCGACUGGCUAAGCAUUAAUACAGUUUUUGUUUCCUUGUUCAUAUUUUACCUACUGUUAAGUUUUUAUUUUGUGUUAAAAAGCAUUUAUGAAUGUGUGACGAGGAAACACUGAAUUUUGCACUGACAGUUUUUAGCUUAAUUCCCCAACCAGCAGAAAUUAGAAGAUUUUUCUCUUUCUGCUUGAAGGACAUUUUGUGUUCUUUCUUGUUUGUUUGCAAUCAGGAUCUUUCUUAAACAUGUCACCUAAUUCAAACAUUUGAUGGGGGGUUGGUUUUAAAAUUGUAUACUUCAAGGAUGUACAGUUGGUAAAUUUUAGAUUACUUUACUUGGGAGUUGACAAAUUUUAAACACUUAAUGCCUUCAUAAACUACUGCACUUAAAGAAUAUUUCAUUGAUAUUGAACAGCUAUCACAUUGUACGUGUUUCAAUGCAGAUCAAACAAAAAGAUGUUUUAAAGAUUAUUAGCUUAUGAACAAAAAAAGGUACUUUUAUUCAGUCGUUUUAAUUUACAAGUCUGUGUUUGUUAGAAAUGACUGAUAAGACAGCAUAAUGAUUUUGUGUUUCUAUGUUUUUUGUUUAUUAUAAGCCUUAGGGAGCUUCACCUUAAAGGUAUUACUUAAUCUACUCAGUCCUCAUAAUUGAUAAGAAAUGUAUUAAAAUGACCCAUCAGCUGGAAAAUUACUCACAUCAAACUUUGAGAUGUCAGAGUGAGUAUAUGUUAAUCUAUUGUAAUAAAGAAAGCUUUGAUUAAAAAAAUCAGGUAGACCAUACAUUAGACAUCAUGAUUAGGUUAUUUGGUGAGUAGUCACAUUAUGCAGAAGGUAUGGUCAAGGUGUUACUGAAUUAUGAUGAGCAGUCUUUAUAUUCUCAGGAAAAAAAACAACCUACAGACAAACUCAACUUCAGAGUGUAACAAGACGUUACAGAACGUAGCUGCUGCAUUAAAGUUUGAUGAAUUAUUUUCUUUUUUUCCCAACAAUGCUCAACUUUAUUUGCACUGAAUUCAGUUUUCUAGAAUGUAGACGGUCGGUUUUUUUAUUUUUCAUGUAUUAUUAGAGUGACUGCAGUGUUAUUUAAAAGAGAAAUAUAGAGGAAUGACAACAUUACUGAGUCAAAGUCUCAUGGUUGAUUACACAUUUAAGCCCACUGUUAACCACUCUAUCACAGAAUUAGGGUUUUUUUUCUUACCUUUCACCUGACACUAGUUUAGUUAUGUUCAAUAUGAAUUGAAGCUUUUGAUUUUAAGUUCAACAUGCUGUCUAUCACAGUGAACAUUGUUGCUGUUUUAAGUCGUUUACUUGGGUGCUGAUGUCAUGUAGAAAUGCACUUAUAAGAAAGAAAAUUCUAAUUUCAUACACAUAAACACAAGAUGAUAAAAAAGUGGUUAUUUUCUGGGUUAAAGUGUUUUUAACAUCAACAUAUCAUGAUCUUUUAUAAAACCUACAUUGUUGAAUUUAGUUUAUUUUUUUUAACUAAGCCUAUUUUUGUAACUUUAUCCCUCGGUCCCUACUAUGUCCGUUUUGAGGACAUUCAUAAUUUUAAUCAUCGUUUUUUUUAGUUAAUAGUCACAUUUUUAGAGAUUGAGGCAUCAAAUUUGGCCAAAGUUAUUAUUUUUCUUCAUAUUAAAAAAAAUAACAAAAUGAAAACCGUGUCACCCAUAGAACGCCCAUGACGUGAAAUAGCUACAUCCAGCCUUGUUUGUCCGAAAUCGGACACAUAGACUUCCAUUCAAAACACAUUUUUUGACUGUGUGUCUAGGGCACCAAAACAACUUUUAGCACCCAUUUUUUUGCAGUCAGUCGAUCACCAGGGAUCUAAAUUUCACCAUUAAACAGUGAUCCAGCGGAUAGUGCAGCGCACCAUUUUAACCCUUUCAGCAGCGCAGACAUGGUUUUCCUUCCAUGCGCUCAGAGUGUUUGGAGUGCUAUUUCACCCACUAAACAUAACCAGAAUUAAAUGAACCGAUUCAUGCCACUAGAUAUGGAUGUCUGAGAGUGGGCUAGAUGUGUAAGGAAAAGUUUGUGGGCUCCUACGUGUGUGAUUGGGUGCAAAUCUGCGUGUAUGUUUACAAGCGGAAGUGCCGUAAGUGAAGUGUUUACAUUAGGAUAUGUUACCUGUGGAUUCUGCAGCCUGGGACUAAGAAAGAGGGACAUUUGGACAAUUUCAACUUUGCCCUCACUUCAUAGCAAGUGGAUUAACAAGCAUGAGGAUGCAUAGGUCCUUUUGAUCAAUAGGUAAGAAUAUAUCAUAUCUCAAAGAUGCAGUACAUUUAUAUCUGUGCGUAAUUGGCAUAUUUGUGGUCACAUUUUGGUUAGAGGAGGAACUGUGCGUGUUCGUGCUUCAUAUCCUACAUAUAUCCUCUGAUUCUUUAUGCCUGUACAUAAAAUAAACCUAAUAUGAACAAAUGCAUUCAAUCGCAUUAGAUUUGGUAGAGGAGGAAGCACGAGAAAAGGAGGGUAAA